CAACAACGCUGACAAAAUGAUUGGGCCUACGAAGACUCCCACCCCUUCUUUCCAUUACAGUGAAAAGACAGACUGGAGUAGUAGAGACACCUCAAAGGUCAUCAGGCUUCACUACAAGUGUAUGCCGGGAACAGCACAGAGAUGAGGGUAAGAGGAAGACAAAUGAGAGAAAAUAUCCCAAAGUGGACUGACGGUAACGUCACACACAGAGGAGUGGUCAGGUGGCACAAACAUCUCAAAGCCAGAAGACACCCUGUAGGUAGACCUACUCAGCGGAGAGAUCUGCCGGGUGGCCUCAGGCAGGAGGGAGGGAGUGACCAUCUGUAGGGGAGCAGAAAAAAAACUUUAAAAAAUCCAAUUUAUCAGCGAAAUACAAACGUCACUGUCACAGCCCAGCAUCGUCCCAUAACCACACAGGGUACAAGAGCACCGGCCUGUCAUUGAGCAGACAACUGGAGAAGAUGGCGAGAGUUGGUGGGUACCAUCGUCAGCAGCCCCUCAAACCGAUGAUGGCAAUAUUCCUAAGACCGCUGUAUGCGGGUGUAAGGAACACGCACAUAGCCUGCACACGUGCAUAAUUAUACACAAAGACCUGCACACGCAGGCAAACGGAUGGCUGAACACACACGCACCCACAUGUGUAUCAUCUCGUGAUUACCAGAUUAGUUGUAAUUACCGGGUAGUGACAGUGAGGUGCUCUCGUGAUUGCCUGAUUGAUUCUAAUUGCCCGCUUGAUUCGGUCUCUAGCAGUGCCUUCGCAAGCUUGACGAAACACCGACCUGCACUAGAUUAGCUCCCCUGUCAAGUAGAUUACCUCCCCUCAUUGUUUAAUACAUGGGUGGUGGCGUCCCUUCGGCCUCCCCCCAACUUCCAUCGAUCGACAACCUCCCCGCCCAGUCACCACUCGGUAAUUAGUAAUAGAUCGUCUGCUGGAGGCGCGAGCUUCAUGCUGUUCACGUCACGUGAAGGGUUGGGGGGUGGCUGUCUACGACGCUACGUCACGUGAAGGGGGUCUGUCUACGUCACGUGAAGGGAAUGGUGGUCGUUAGGUGAAGGUGACCGUAUAGCUGUGUAUGGUCACGCUACAGUGACCCAGCUGUAGCUGUCUACGGUUGUCUAGGCGUGCUUUCCAUGCUACACAGCUCUGUCUGUGGCCGGGACAAACAUUCCAGAAGGAUCAUUAGAGCCGCUAUAGAUGACGUCAGGUUAGUGUCGUGCGCAUGCCACGUGCGAAGCUCUGCGCGUGCAGCUCAAGUCAACGCGCAUGCGUGGGACAAGGGGCUGGACGGGGAGGAAGCGCGCUCGUCCCGCUGACAGACUGCAGGAGGGGAGGGGGUAAGGGGAGGGCUGGCUAGCAGUCUGUGUCGUGUGGCCGGACACACACACACACACGCAUGCACACAUACACGCACACACACGCGCGCGCGCACAUACACACACACACGCACGGCAGGUGGCGUAAAGCUGCCGUCUGCUACUGAGCACAGGUGUGCUGCCAGCCUUCUCCACAAACACCGGCAUUCACGGUGCCUGCUGUGUCCGGCAUGUAAACACACGACAACCAGAGGGCCGCCGCUUGUACAGGUGUACCAUGCUGUAGGUGUACAAGUGUGUCAAGCUCAUCGACUACAUUUGAUAACUGUCGCCGUGACCCAUCUCCACCAGCCAUGUGACGAGAACGCCAGCCACCGGAAAAACAGCUUCCCGUCUCCUUAGCAACACGUCCUUUACACACGAAUCUGCAGAAUGAAGUCACACUCAAGUCACAUUCAAGUCACAUUCCAGUCAGAGCGGUUUGUGGAGGAUGAGUGGUACCACUCAGUUAAUCCGUUAAACUGCCGAGUUGGCGGGGUCAGACGGAGCCCUGGGUGCUUCUUGACUUCACGGUUCACUGCCAGCGGGAUUCCACAGGAGAAACAACACAAGAGACAGAGCUACCCCCACCUAGCAGCCCAGCAACGCCCGACUACCACAAUGUCCCGAAAGAACCCGCACAACCGCGAUAAGGGGUCUUGCCCUGCCCUAAAAGGUAGGGUCAAAGCGGACCCCAGCCCACAGCAUCACAGCAAAGUGUGCUCCAGUCUUCACCCCGGGAUUCAGACGAGCCCCAGUCCACGGGUGUGGUCCAGCUUCAAGGGCUCACUUGGUAGACUCCAGACCAACAACUCCACCAUCCAAGGAUGCACAGGGCUGACCUCCCCCUACUUACUGUGCACAUCCUGUCAUAGGGACACUCGGAGAACUGUGAAGAUGGCGACCCUGGCCACACAGCCCGUAGCAAAGCCCUGCCAGAGAUUUGUAAGCAGGCUGCACGCACCCCUCGUGUUCAUGUCUGCCAGCAGAACCAGUCAGCAGGGUCACGUAAAACAGGGCGAAGGUCACAGACAGCAGGGUCAUGUACAAGGUCAUGUGCAGGCCUCAGUGUUGAUGGCAGAUGUGCAGCUGCUGGCUAUACCCAGAAAGUGUGCAGAGCCCCCGCCCCCAGUUACCUUCCCCACUCUUGCAACAGGCAGAUCCCCGAGGGUGAACUAUGUCCGAGUUGCCGGCAAAACAAGUCACCUCCGGUUGCAGCCCACACGCUUACAAAACUCCAGGGUCAAGGCUGAUGCUGAUCAUAAAGCAGGCCAAGACUACAAUGCAGCGGUAGGUGAUGAGGUCGGUGCUGAUGUUGAUUUCUCGGGCUGCACAUCUCCUGUCCACUCAAGUCUAGGGGCGGCUCGCAUUCCUCAAGCACCACCACCAUCUCAAGCAAACUUUCACCCACACAGUGAGGUCAGGUCAGUUCCCGAGACAACCAUUACUCUGACCAUGGAAGAGACUGUUGAGGGUGAAACCAUCUCGAUCACAAGACAGCUCGUAGUGCCCGAAGAACACCCAGAUGGACAACAUGCUCAGAAUAGUCCCCGUGCCAGGGGCCUGCUGUCUGUACCUGAAAAAGAGCCACCUGGUCCACAUGGUCAGCAUAGUCCUCAUGCCAGGGGCCUGCUGUCUGUACCUGAAAAAGAGCCACCUGGUCCACAUGGUCAGCAUAGUCCCCGUGCCAGGGGCCUGCUGUCUGUACCUGGUUAUGUGCAUGUACAUGAAGGUCGUCCCGGUUACUCUGGGUCAGAGGCCUCUGGGUAUUAUCAAAACCUUUUAACAAGUCAGGUGAAAAUAAAUCCGGUGGUGACAGGGAGGAUUUGAAGACAGCUUAAGUUAUUUCCCUUGAUGUCCUUGACACCAGUAGCAACAGUGCAAUACACGACCUUGAACUUGGUGGUCAGCUGAGGCCAACAGAAGACGAGAGCCAGAGUGUAACACACCUGACCUGCAACUUCAGCCAGCCUAGGUAUGUAGGGCAAACAACACUCUUGUCAAAUAAACCACUCUUGAAAUCUAGUUUAUUGCCAAACAUCUGCAAAGAUAUCAACUGCAGAAAGUCCAGCAGCUGCCCAGCAGAUGACAAACAACUGAUGCCGAGGUCAAGGACAAGGUCUGUUCACAGAAUCACUUCUGUGUCUCCACUCACUGCUCACCAGGCAAAGCGCUUCUGACUGCAGUCCCAGUGCAUGGCCAAACACCUGCAAGUGCAGUAGGACUGGAGUGCAACACAAAACUUUCUAGCACAGUAUCACCAUCAGUGACAAACACUUCUACUACACGUACACUGCUCAGUGAAGUAUUGGAACAUCACCUUCAUAUAAAAUAAAAAAACAUUCAUGCCUCCUUACAUCAAGGAGUUGCUUUUCCUUUUAUUUCAUACUAGCUAUAUGGUACCUGGCUUCUUUUCCGGCUUUGUGUUUCUAGUCAACCUUUGAUUUAUCAUUUCAUUUGAAUCAAGCUCAUCUAUGACAUGUGAUGUGAAAAUUCAGCAUCCAAAAGGGUCUUGUUUUACAUAUAAACAGGCAUCCACACCCCGAAGUGUUAUCGGAGGUUACUCGAGCUCACCAAUCCCCUCACCUGUGCUGCCCACGUGAUCACGAAGCCUCACGGUGCAUGUUUUGUGUGGGGGCUGGUGGAGGUGUUCAGUCGCGCCCACCCACAGCUCGGCCAUGAACACCGGGCACACAAACAGCUUGAGGUCCAACAUAGUGUGACCACUUCCAUGCACGCACCUUUCCAGUACAUCUUACUGACAUAAAAAAGUAUAGACGCAGGACGCCGAGAGGGCACAGGAGACACAUGUCCAUCUAGCCUCUCUCUUCUAGACGAACGAGACAUGGGUGUGGUGUAAUAACCACAUUGUCCCAGUCUCCCGAGGGGACACAGAGGAGAUAUGUAGGUCUCCCUUACACCGCUCUAAAGAACAUUUCACAGGCCGAUUCCUAUACUUUCCCGCCGCAGUUCGCCUUUGAACACCUGCCCGCCACCCUGUCCCCAGGUUGAGGAGCGGCAAACUUCACGAGGAAGAGAUGAGGGCAGGCAUGACAGG
Messenger RNA from Pomacea canaliculata, 4411 nucleotides. RefSeq lists its product as uncharacterized. The transcript has 2 exons. Bases 1747 to 3183 code for a protein of 478 amino acids. NCBI's taxonomy places the organism in Eukaryota, Metazoa, Mollusca, Gastropoda, Architaenioglossa, Ampullariidae. The record is from RefSeq and is a predicted model, not a curated record.